Molecule: messenger RNA, 1264 nt
Organism: Mytilus californianus (California mussel)
Lineage: Eukaryota; Metazoa; Mollusca; Bivalvia; Mytilida; Mytilidae
Product: antithrombin-III-like
Exons: 1
Coding region: 17-1159 (380 amino acids)
Biological process (GO): negative regulation of endopeptidase activity
Molecular function (GO): serine-type endopeptidase inhibitor activity
Source: RefSeq, a predicted model, not a curated record
UGAGCAGGACUGGGUGAUGGCUAUGAUGGCAGCAAUUCCUGUUGACUAUCAACAAAGUUUAAUUGAAUUCUCGACAUCUUUGUAUCGAGAAUUAAAUAAGACGGAAAGUGUAUGUAUGUCACCAUAUAGCAUCACGGCGGCGUUUCUGUUGUUAAUGAUUGGAACAAGCGGACGUUCAAAACAACAGAUAUCAUCUGCUCUUUUUCAAAAACUUUUAUUUUCAGAGGAGGAAAAGUUGAAAUAUUACAAGUCACUGAAUAGCUAUAUUAUUCGAAAAGCUGGAGGUAAUGUUAGUUUGGCUAGUGCAAAUAGAUUAUUCGUAAACAAAAGAUACACAGUACUGCAAAAUGUCCGAAAGAAGGCAAAACAAUAUUUUGGAGCCGACAUCAGUUUGAAGGAUUUUACAAACUCCAAGGCAGCUGCAUUCGUAAUGAAUAGAUGGGUAUCAAAAGAGACGGAUGGCAAAAUAAAGAAUUUGAUCAAAGAGGACUGGUUAAAUUCAGCCACUGUAAUGUUGAUAAUAAAUGCAAUUUAUUUUAAAGCCACGUGGAAGAGACGAUUUUCACCCAAAUUGACUAGCAGACAAAACUUUCUGCUCCCUGACAACAAAACGAUUAAAGUUGACAUGAUGCUGAUAAGAUCAAAUGUUCUAUAUUUCCAUGGUUUUGACUUCAAUGCUAUAGCGUUACCAUUCAAGGGUGGAAACUUUGAUAUGGUCUUCAUUUUACCACACGAAAAAGUCGAGCUCCAGAAUAUUGAAGCGAGGAUAUCAUUGGAAUUCCUAUCGGAAAUUUCAUCUGGAUUUAGUAGAGAACAACUAGAUAUCUUUAUUCCAAAAUUUAAGCUACAGUCCGAUUUUGAUUUAACACAAGAACUACGUAAACUUGCAGUAACAGAUAUUUUCGACGAAGUUAAAGCAAACUUUUCAAAUCUUAUUGCUGGGAAGAAACAAGGUGUGUACGUCAAGAUUGCUGUUCAUAAGGUUGUCUUCAACGUGAACGAAGCAGGUGUAGAGGGAGCUGCAGGUACAGGAUUUGGAAUUUUUCUAAGAAAUAGCCCGCCACAAUUUUUGGCAAACAGGCCGUUUUUGUUUUAUGUAAGAGAUAUCAAAUCCGAUCUCAUUUUAUUUAUUGGUCGAUUCUAUCCUCAAGUCAGAUAAUUUAUGAUCGUUAUCAACAAAACAAUAAUACUUUUGAAGAACACUUAAUACCAUCAAUAGCAGUUAAAGCAAUUCAAGGGCCGUUAUAAAAUCAUAAUAUAAUUG